ACCAAGAUGGAGAGAGCUGGCGAGUCAUUCCGAUCUCGCACUCCGAUCUGGGUUACCUGCUGCGAAAACCCUAAUUCGGUCUUCGCCAUUGCCGGAAUCUGAAACCCUGGUUCACUCUCUUCUAUUUUGAAACCUUUAUUUAGUCUUUUUCCAAAAGGAAUCGUAUAUCUUUGAAGAAAGAGGGCAUGGAAGAAUACCCGGAAGAGCUUCGGACUCCGCCAGUAUCUCUCAUAUCUCUGGUGGGAUGUCCAGAGCUUCACUCCUUGAUCUCCACGCAUCUCCACUCCGAGCAACCUCCCAUCAACACGUUGGCGUUGCCUGACUUCUCCGCGAUCUCUAUUAUGAAUCGCUCCAACAAGGAAAUCCGCGUUCCCGUUGCGGGAAUUUUGAAGAGGGAUUGGUUGCUCAAGCAUCGCACCAGGAUUCCUGCCGUUGUUGCUGCUUUGUUCACUUCCGAUCACAUUUCUGGUGAUCCCGCCCAGUGGCUUCAGCUCUGCACCCAUGUCGAAAACCUCAAAGCUGUUGUUCGUGCAAGGAACAUCAAAUUGGUUCUAGUUGUUGUGCAGUCAACUUCUAAGGAUGACAUUAGCGAAGAUCGUAUGAUUGCUCUGCGGAAGCGUGCUGAAUUAGAUUCCAAGUACCUUAUUACCUUCAUCCAAAAUGAUGCUUCAGAACUAAAACAAUCUCUUAACAGGCUGGCAAGUACAUUUGCUGAAUUAGCAAAUACAUACUAUAGGGAUGAAGGACGAAGGAUCAAAACACGUGUUGAAAAGAAGAAUACCAAUUCUGUUGAGUUGAAUAUCCGCUACUGCUUCAAGGUUGCUGUAUAUGCAGAAUUUCGAAGAGACUGGGCUGAAGCUUUGAGGUUUUAUGAAGAUGCAUAUCACACACUGCGAGAGAUGAUUGGGACGGCAACAAGGUUACCAGCAACUCAACGGUUAGUUGAGAUUAAAACUGUUGCAGAGCAAUUACAUUUCAAGAUAUCAACCUUAUUAUUGCAUGGUGGAAAGGUGAUAGAAGCAGUUAAAUGGUUUCGCCAGCACAAUGCUUCUUACAGAAAGCUGGUGGGAGCACCAGAAGUCAUGUUUCUUCAUUGGGAAUGGAUGAGCAGGCAGUUUUUGGUAUUUUCUGAGUUACUGGAGACAAGCUCUGUAACCAUUCAGAGCAGUUCGUCCUUAGUUUUAGGCACUGCGGACAACCCUUUGACUGAGUGGGAAUUGAUUCCAGCUUACCAUUAUCAGCUUGCAGCCCACUACUUAAAGGAGAAGAGGUCCUGCUUGGAACUUGCACUGUCAAUGACAGAAACUGCUGGUGAGAUUGAUGGCACUGCUGAAUCUGUGGUUCCUUCUGUUUAUGUGGGACAAUUUGGUCGAUUACUUGAGCAAGGAGAUGCAUUUUCUAUGCAACCUCUUACAGAUGAAGAGUAUUUCCGUUAUGCUCUGGCAGAGGGAAAGAGGUUCCAAGACUCCUUUGAAAUUAUUGCUCUGCUCAAAAAAUCUUUUGAAUCAUACAGUAAUCUCAAGAUCCAGAGGAUGGCAUCUUUAUGUGGAUUCUUAAUGGGUAGAGAAUAUUUUGCUGUAGGCGACUUCAGUAAUGCAAAAUUGCAUUUUGAUAAUGUUGCAAACCUUUACAGACAGGAAGGGUGGGUCACUUUAUUGUGGGAGGUCUUGGGUUACCUACGAGAGUGUUCAAGGAGACAUGGUUCAGUGAAAGACUUUAUUGAAUACUCCCUUGAAAUGGCUGCGAUGCCAAUAUCAUCUGAUGCUAGUGUGCCAUCUUUCAAUUUUAAAGAAUGUGGCCCAGCUGGUCCUCCAACUAUCCAACAGCGAGAAAUCAUAAACAAGGAAGUUGUUGGGCUUGUCAGAGGAGAAUUAGGUUUUACAUCAAUUGAAGACAAUAAUAAUCUCACAGUAACUGAAGCUCAUCCCCUCCAUCUUGAGAUUGAUCUUGUCAGUCCCCUUAGAGUGGUAUUUCUUGCCUCAGUUGCUUUUCAUGAACAAAUAGUCAAGCCUGGUGCACCAACAUUGAUAAUGCUGUCACUUCUAUCGCACUUACCCCUUACUUUUGAGAUUGAUCAAUUAGAAGUUCAGUUCAAUCAAUCUCAUUGCAACUUUACUAUCAUAAAUGCUCAGAGACCUCCCUCAGCGGCAAUUUCCAGCGGUCAACAGGGUUGCCGAGUGGAGAGCACUCCUGUUCUAGCACUUGUUAUGAACAAAUGGCUACGGUUAAGAUAUGAAAUAAAAUCUGAGCAGAGUGGGAAGCUUGAAUGCAUAUCUGUAAUUGCAAGAAUAGGGCCCCACGUCAGUAUAUGUUGCAGAGCUGAAAGCCCUGCCUCAAUGGAUGAUUUACCGCUGUGGAGGUUUGAAGACCAUGUGGACACAUAUCCAACCAAGGAUCCUGCUCUAUCAUUCUCUGGUCAGAAGGCUAUUCAAGUUGAAGAACCAGAUCCACAGGUGGAUCUUAAUUUAGGUGCUUGUGGACCUGCAUUAGUUGGAGAGAAGUUCAUCGUACCUGUUACUGUGACCUCCAAGGGACAUGCAAUCUAUGCUGGUGAGUUGAAGAUUAAUCUAGUGGAUGCAAAGGGAGGUUUCUUGGUAAGUCCAAGGGACAUGGAACCCAUGUCUAAAGACGAUCAUCAUGUUGAACUUAUUGGAAUUGCUGGACCAGAAGGGGAAGACGAAUGUCAAACUGGUCCUGAUAAUAUAAGGAAAAUUCAGCAUUCUUUUGGACUGGUUUCUGUUCCAUUUCUAAACUGUGGAGACUCGUGGACCUGCAAACUAGAAAUCAAAUGGCACCGACCUAAAUCAGUUAUGCUAUAUGUGUCAUUGGGCUAUUCUCUGCAUAGCAAUGAAUCUACUUCACAAAAGGUCCACAUUCACAAGAGCUUGCAAAUUGAGGGGAAGACUGCUAUUGUAGUUGGCCAUCGUUUCAUGCUGCCAUUCCGACAAGAUCCUCUAUUGCUGCCAAGGAUGAAGCCACUUCCUGAUGCUGAUCAGUUGGCUUCACUGCCUCUGAAUGAAAAAAGUGUUCUCAUUGUUAAUGCAAGGAACUGCACUGAUGUUCCAUUGCAGUUAAUAUCCAUGUCUAUUGAAGCGGACAAUGAUGGUGCAGGGAGAUCAUGCAGUGUUCGACAUGGAGGCGAGGACAUAGUAGCUCCUACCCUUCUUGUGCCAGGAGAAGAGUUCAAGAAGGUCUUUCAUGUUAUUCCAGAGGUGAAGUCUUCCAAGCUGAGCAUAGGUACAGUAUUUCUAAGAUGGAGGAGAGAGUGUGGGAUCAAAGAGCAAUCCAGUUGUAAUACAGAAGCAGCUGGAGUUUUGACCAAGCAUGGACUUCCUGAUGUAAAUGUAGAGUUAUCUCCAUUGAUUGUGAGGUUGGAGUGUCCUCCUCAUGCCAUCCUUGGAGUUCCCUUCACAUACAUGAUUAAAAUUCAGAAUCAGACACAUUUGCUUCAAGAGAUCAAGUUCUCAUUGGGAGAUUCACCAAGUUUUGUGUUAUCUGGCUCCCACAAUGACACCAUUUUCGUUAUUCCCAAAACCGAGCACAGCCUCAGUUACAUGCUUGUGCCCCUGGCCUCUGGUUCACAACAGCUGCCAAGAGUUACUGUGACUUCAGUGAGAUAUUCAGCUGGGUUCCAACCCACAAUUGCUGCAUCAACGAUUUUUGUCUUUCCCUCAAAGCCACAUUUUGAUCGUGUGGUUGUGGUUGAGACAGGAGACAAUGCAGUGGAGUCCAUUGCAGCCUAAUAAAAGCCAAUCUGGGAUCUUGAAAUCCUCUGCAGAAGCCAGGUAGUGAUAGGGAUGCAGAAGCAUGAUUACUUAUUGAGUCUUCUUUGAUUGCCUCUUAUCAAUCAUUACACUUGCUGGUCCAAUGUGCUUGAAGCAAGCCCGUCGUUGCAUGGAACUUUUUGGUGCUGGACUCGUCCAGGAUUCCUGGGACGCCUGCUAUUGGGGACCCUAGGGCCCCUUAGUCGGUUGCCGCUGGCCCAUUUUGGGGGAUUUGGAAUUGUAACUACUGCUGCUGGUGAGUGGUGGGGUGAUUGGUUUUGUAUUUCAGGAGAUAUUGGUUUUGAAAAGGAGGUUAUUAUCUAUAGUCAAAUUCCUGCGCUCUCGGUUGUAACAGAAUCAUUUGAUGUGUGAAAGUCUCAAUAAAUUCGUCUCUGCACAUGAAGUGA
Molecule: messenger RNA, 4171 nt
Organism: Vitis riparia (riverbank grape)
Lineage: Eukaryota; Viridiplantae; Streptophyta; Magnoliopsida; Vitales; Vitaceae
Product: trafficking protein particle complex subunit 11
Exons: 9
Coding region: 186-3743 (1185 amino acids)
Source: RefSeq, a predicted model, not a curated record